This is a messenger RNA of Cucurbita maxima (winter squash), 709 nucleotides long. RefSeq names its product dendritic arbor reduction protein 1. The transcript is spliced from 3 exons. NCBI's taxonomy places the organism in Eukaryota, Viridiplantae, Streptophyta, Magnoliopsida, Cucurbitales, Cucurbitaceae. The coding region runs from base 93 to 452 and encodes 119 amino acids. The record is from RefSeq and is a predicted model, not a curated record.
GAGAAGGAAACUCUUUAUUUGAAGAUUUCUUGCAUUUAUUUUCUAUUCGGUGCUACAGUUCUCCCACCCCCAUCCUCCCCUCUUCAGGCCGUAUGGAUUCUCGUACGGAGAAUAGGUGGAAAUCCGUUCCAGAAUUUGGGGGGUGGGAUAAUAAUACGCCUGAUGCAAGCAAUUAUUCCGUUGUAUUUUCUCGAGCUCGUGCCAAUAAGAAACAGCAAAAGACCGAUUUGACUGAGUUCAAAAGAGCCAGCCUAGGGAAUGAAAAGGAGUUAAUGGCCAUCGCGGAUAAACAUGAUCGCCACCACCAGCAUCACCACCGUCGCGAACACCGACAUCAACAUCACCACCACCGCCACCACCCGCAUCAUGGUCAAUUACCAGCGGAUGGCGCUGUUGUCGGGCAGAAGAAAAAGAAGAUUCUGUCCUGCAUGAGUUGUUGUAUCAAGCCUUGAUAUGAGAUAAAGAAGGCAAUCAACUUCGCUAUGUUUUAGUGAUAUCAUGCUGUUUUUCUGGAUCUUCUUUGGCAUGUGUAAAUGUAGCGAGACAUGUUCAUCGUAUGGAAAAUAAAUGCGUCAAUUUCCCCUCCCUGAGUCUUUUUGUAUAGGUUCUUUAGCUUAUAAAACAUGGAACCUUGUAAUAUAUUCAUUUCUUCAUGGAGAAAACCAGAUGAAUACACUAUGCAAUAACAUUAUAUUUUGUUCUUUUCGAA